AAAACAUUUAUGAGUCCUUAGAAUUAUUAUAAUUAAUUAAUUAUUUUUUAACUGUGAUGUUAGCCGCAAUUUAAUAAUAGCUUUAAUAUCUUCACUUUUGCUCACUAAAAUUUAUCAAGAAGUUAUAACGACUGCCCCUUCCCCCUGCACAAGGACACGGAACACAUUUAUCGCACGACAAAAUGCGAUGCGGUGUCAUCGACAUAUCUUUUUUUUCAUAAAAACUAGAAGUUUAUUGGUUUUUGCCGCGCGGUAAAAGAUUUCGCGUUCAAUGUAUAGGAGCCAUAAGUAUAUGUCGAUUUUCAGAAUAUUCGUGUGAAUUCAGUAUUACAGUGGACGCUGCGUCGUUUUGUAUGCUCCGAUAAGGGAUUGUUUCUGCUGUGAUCGCGUGAAGAAUAUAUGUGAUCAUGCAUACCUCCCAAUAUGAACGAUCGUUUCCAAUGAUAUGUCUGUAAAAGAAGUUUGAGCACAUUGUAAUCAAAUUGCUCUCGACAGGAGCACUCUCCCGAGAUUUGCAAUCGUAUCGGCACAAAAAUAUCAAAGUGCAAUCAUGGCUAUGCACAGUGUUGCACCAAAGCGAAAAGAAAUCUACAAAUACGAAGCACCAUGGCCCUUAUACAGCAUGAACUGGUCAGUAAGGCCUGACAAGAGGUUUCGUUUGGCAUUGGGCAGCUUUGUGGAGGAAUACAAUAAUAAAGUGCAAAUUGUCUCAUUGGAUGAGGAGACUUCAGAGUUCAGUGCCAAGAGUACAUUUGAUCAUCCAUAUCCAACUACAAAGAUUAUGUGGAUACCUGAUAGUAAAGGUCUAUUCCCAGACCUGCUCGCCACAUCCGGCGAUUACCUGAGAGUAUGGCGUGCUGCGGAACCGGAGACUCGUUUGGAGUGUGUUUUGAACAACAACAAGAACUCGGAUUUCUGCGCACCACUCACGUCCUUCGACUGGAAUGAGGUGGAUCCGAAUCUGAUCGGUACCUCCAGCAUAGACACUACUUGUACUAUCUGGGGACUGGAGACCGGUCAAGUAUUGGGCAGAGUGAACAUGGUCACAGGACACGUCAAAACGCAAUUGAUUGCACAUGACAAGGAGGUGUAUGAUAUUGCGUUCAGUCGUGCAGGUGGUGGACGCGACAUGUUCGCUUCGGUCGGCGCGGACGGAUCCGUGAGGAUGUUCGAUCUGCGGCAUCUGGAACACUCCACGAUAAUCUAUGAGGAUCCACAGCACACCCCAUUGUUGCGAUUAGCGUGGAAUAAGCAGGACCCGAAUUAUCUCGCUACCGUGGCGAUGGACGCGUGCGAGGUAAUCAUUCUGGAUGUUCGCGUGCCAUGCACGCCUGUAGCGAGAUUGAACAAUCAUAGAGCCAGCGUCAACGGAAUAGCCUGGGCUCCGCAUUCGUCUUGUCACAUCUGUACGGCGGGCGACGAUCAUCAAGCUCUGAUCUGGGACAUACAGCAAAUGCCGAGAGCUAUUGAGGAUCCUAUACUCGCUUACACCGCGGCGGAAGGCGAAGUCAAUCAGAUUCAAUGGGGCGCUACGCAGCCCGAUUGGAUAGCAAUUUGUUACAACAAAGCGGCCGAGAUCCUCCGGGUGUGAGCGAGUAUUCUCCUAUCGAUAGGUAUUCAUUCGGUUCACUCUUCUUCCAAACAUUUAUUCAGACACGAAAGACUAUCACUUUAACACGAAUUCUUUUUUUUUUUUUUUUUUUUAUUAAAGUAAAACUCGCGAAUAUCACGAAGACGUGCGUCGCGAAAAAAUGAAUAGUGGAUAGGAAGAAGAGGAGGGUAGAAUUUUGUACGUUACGUUAGGUAGAUUUGUAUAUAUGUUCAUAGAAGUACUGCAUACUUAAUAAUGCUAAAUAUUAAUCAGGGUUCCAAAUACUUAAGCCGCAUUGAUCAGUAACCGAUUAAUUAGGUAUUUUACGUGCAGUCGUUAGGCCACGUUAGGUAUAAUAGACACCCAGGACGAUUCUAUGACUAUCAUUAGGAUAGCCCGUGACACAUAACGGAUAAUAACGGAACUGUAGAUCGUAGCGUGUUAUAGGAUGUGAUGUAAUUGUGAGUACCUACAAUUUUUAACACGAUGUACAGAUUUUUUAUACAAACGUAAGUUUUUGAUAUACGAGAAAGGAAUGUAUCUAUGCAUACAUAUAUAUGUUGUUCAUAACGAGAACUCACGUUUUACUGACAUUGUAUUCGAUCGAUUAUUGUCAUCUCGACAUUGCAUUAAUUAUUUCGUAAUUGCGCGUCGUAUUUAUCGUCAAUUUACGAACUGUAUUACACCGAGGAGAAGGAGAGGGAAGAGCGACAGAGAGAGAGAGAGAGAAAGAAAUAGAACCGUGUAUUAGGACUAACACUCACAAGGGAGGUAUACGAUUAAUAAGAGCAAAGCUUACAAAAAGAACCAAAUACAUGUGUAUUGUUAUAUGAGAUAUCGUGUGAUUUACAGAUGUUAAGUGAGCAGAAUGCAAUAUUUACAGUGAUGAGCCGCAUAUGUGCGUGUACAGAAGAGUCCGUGAAUUCAGUCAAUUAAUAUAAAAUGAUUACACGUCCGUUCUUUCUUGUUCAUUCUUCCUUUUAUUUUAUGUUCACUUCAAUCCGGUCUGAUUGUUCCGUACAUACGUCUGUACGGUCUUCAAAAAUGAAAUUAGCGCAGUCUUACUAGUUCAAUAAAUAUUAAUAAUAAAUAUUAA
Messenger RNA from Odontomachus brunneus, 2687 nucleotides. Its product is annotated as DDB1- and CUL4-associated factor 7. Gene Ontology annotation, molecular function: protein binding. NCBI's taxonomy places the organism in Eukaryota, Metazoa, Arthropoda, Insecta, Hymenoptera, Formicidae. The coding region runs from base 551 to 1591 and encodes 346 amino acids. The record is from RefSeq and is a predicted model, not a curated record. The transcript has 5 exons. Gene Ontology annotation, cellular component: nucleus.